Morone saxatilis (striped sea-bass) is the source of this 3768-nucleotide messenger RNA. RefSeq names its product collagen, type XXVIII, alpha 2a (gene col28a2a). Lineage: Eukaryota; Metazoa; Chordata; Actinopteri; Moronidae. Gene Ontology annotation, molecular function: serine-type endopeptidase inhibitor activity. The transcript has 35 exons. The record is from RefSeq and is a predicted model, not a curated record. The coding region runs from base 130 to 3768 and encodes 1212 amino acids.
CAUAUAUUAGACAUUGCAUACCUCUGAUCCGGCCUGGGUGAACCUAAAGAUGUUGUCAAUAAAGAGAAGCACAUCCUGUCCCUCCUGAUCACGGAAGUAUUCAGCAACAGUCAAACCGUUGGGACGAGGAUGCUCCCCUCCUUUACGUCAGUGCUGCUGGUCACAGCACUGACCGGUGUCUGGGCCCAAGACUUGUAUGAGGAGAGGAAAACUAGCAAGAAAUUCAAGAACAAACCUCAGGCUGCAAACAUUCAUGAUGGACAAGCCAUCCUAGAUGAGGACUGUGGCCUGGAGCUCUCCUUUCUGUUGGACAGCUCUGAGAGUGCCAAGGACAAUCACGAGCAGGAGAAGCAGUUUGCCAUGAAUAUGGUGGAAAGAUUCCAAGGGCUUCGGCUGCAGACCGGCCGCACCUUGAGCUUGAGGGUGGCCCUGCUUCAGUACAGCAGUCAUGUUAUCACAGAGCAAACCUUCAGAGACUGGAGGGGCACAGAGAACUUCAAGGCCCGCAUAACUCCCAUCGUCUACAUUGGGCACGGCACCUACACCACCUACGCCAUCACCAACAUGACCAAGAUCUACCUGGAGGAAUCCAGCCCAGGCAGCAUCAAAGUAGCCGUGCUGCUCACAGAUGGUAUUUCUCACCCGAGGAACCCUGACAUUUUCUCUGCUGUUGCUGACGCCAAGAACCAGGGCAUCAAAUUCUUCACUCUGGGCAUCACCCGUAAAGCCAACGAGCCAGCCAACGUAGCCCAACUCCGCCUGCUCGCCAGUGCCCCGGCCUCCCACUUCCUCCAUAAUUUACAGGACGAAGACAUUGUUGAAAAAAUCGUCACUAAGAUUACUAGCUUGGCUGAUGAAGGAUGCCCUCUGGCUCAGAAAUGUGCUUGUGAGAAAGGAGAGAGGGGGCCAAGCGGGCCUGCGGGGAAAAAGGGUCGGUCCGGAGACGAUGGAGCCCCGGGGCUUAAAGGGUUAAAGGGUGAAGCAGGACUGAGUGGUCUUCCCGGGCGAGAGGGAGCUGAGGGAAAACCAGGUUACAAAGGAGAGAAGGGUGAGAGGGGUGAAUGCGGGACUCCAGGAAUCAAAGGAGACAGGGGUCCUGAGGGGUCAGUUGGAACAAGAGGAAUUAGAGGCCUGCAGGGGUUACCAGGACCACAUGGAGACGUUGGACCAGAGGGUCCUCAGGGAAAGCAGGGUGAACGUGGCCCACCUGGCCCUCCAGGAAUUCAGGGAGAAAUUGGUAUUGGAUUUCCUGGACCAAAGGGUGACAUGGGAUUUCAGGGGCGAUCUGGUCCUCCUGGUCCUCCUGGAGUGGGUGAACCCGGCCUUCCUGGACCUCAAGGACCACAAGGUGUUCCAGGGGAUAAAGGACCCCAUGGCGAGGGGUUUCCCGGACCAAAGGGGGAUCGGGGGCUUCCUGGACCGAGGGGGCCGAGGGGACAGCAGGGUGCAGGAAUCAAAGGAGAAAGGGGAGUCGAGGGUCCAAGGGGUCCACCAGGAGGAAGAGGAAUUCCAGGAGAGGGUUUACCUGGACCUAAGGGAGACCAGGGUUUACCAGGAGAGCAGGGAACUACAGGAGAGAGAGGCAUUGGUGAGCCUGGUCCAAAGGGAGAGCCUGGAGCGUCUGGUCUGGGUGGCCUGCCCGGUCUUCCAGGAGAGGAUGGAGCUCCAGGGCAGAAGGGGGAGGCUGGUUUACCUGGUUUAAGAGGCCCUGAAGGAGCACAAGGAAUUGGCAUUCAAGGGGAGAAGGGUGACCAGGGUCUGAGGGGCAUCCGUGGGUUACAUGGGCCUCCUGGGAUCUCAGGACCCUCUGGACCAAAGGGUGAACGUGGGAUACCAGGCCAUCUGGGCAUGCCAGGGCAGCCAGGACGGUCUAUAUCAGGUCCAAAGGGUGAUUUAGGUCCCGCUGGUCCCCCUGGUCCUGUUGGGGAGACAGGCCAUGGAUUACCUGGUCCAAAGGGUGAUCGCGGUCAUCCGGGUUUACCGGGUCCAGGUGGUCCAAAAGGAGAAGGCCUCCCCGGCCCUCUGGGUCCUCCAGGCAUGCCAGGCUUACCGGGCGAGCCGGGCGUAGAAGGAAUAGGAAUUCCUGGUCCCAAGGGUGACAUUGGCUUUAGAGGAUUGCCAGGUUUGCCCGGCCCAUCUGGAGAGGGUUUACAAGGACCACCUGGUAAUGUUGGGAGACAAGGACCUCCUGGUCCAACUGGACCUCCAGGAGAAGGUAUUCAAGGGCCAAAGGGUGAGCCAGGAUCUCAAGGUAUGACUGGACCAAGAGGGCCUCAAGGAGAUGGAUUUCCAGGAGCCAAGGGCGAUCGUGGAUUACAGGGCGAAAAGGGACUGAAAGGCAUAAAAGGAGACAUGGGAGAUACUGGAGUCCCUGGUGAAGCAGGGAGGCCAGGAGUGAAAGGAGAAGCAGGACUUACAAGGGAAGACAUUAUUAAGCUGAUCAAAGAAAUCUGUGGAUGUGGCAUCAAGUGCAAAGAAAGGCCAAUGGAACUUGUGUUCGUCAUCGACAGCUCAGAGAGUGUCGGCCCCGAGAACUUUGAAAUCAUCAAGGACUUUGUCACCAGGUUGGUGGAACGGACCACAGUUGGACGCAACGCCACUAGAAUCGGACUGGUCCUCUAUAGUCUGGAUGUCCAAUUGGAGUUCAACUUGGCUCGCUACGUGAACAAGCAGGACGUUAAGCAGGCAAUCAGAAAGAUGCCUUACAUGGGCGAGGGCACCUAUACCGGCACCGCCAUCAGAAAGGCGACUCAGGAGGCUUUCUACAGCGCUCGGCCUGGAGUCAGAAAAGUAGCCAUCGUCAUCACUGAUGGUCAGACUGACAAACGAGAGCCUGUCAAACUUGACAUAGCUGUGAGGGAAGCUCACGCUGCAAACAUUGAGAUGUAUGCCCUGGGGAUUGUCAAUUCCUCUGAUCCUACGCAGGCCGAGUUCCUGCAAGAACUCAACCUCAUUGCCUCAGACCCUGACACUGAACACAUGUACCUCAUUGACGACUUCAAUACUCUCACAGCACUGGAGUCUAAACUCGUCAGCCAGUUCUGUGAAGAUGAAAAUGGUGCCCUCAUUUACAAUCACAUAACAAAUGGACACUGGAACGGCAAUAAUGGGCAUGGGAGUUAUGGAAACAAUAGACAUGGAGAGAAUACCAAUGGAUACAAUGGCUAUGACAAUAAUGGUUAUGCUUAUGGUAACAAUGGACAUGGGAACAACGGCAAUAGUUACAAUUACCAAGAGGAGAUCCAAAAUCCGAGACGCACCAACACCCGAGGCCGUGGAGACACUUUCAUACUGCCCAUCAGUGCUAAUCCUCUUCCUGUUCAGGUGGUGGAGGAUGAUGAAGGUGAAGAUUUAGACUUAAGAGCCCACGUGCGGGGCAGUAGUACUGUAGCUGUAGUCAACAAAACAGCAUCUUCAUCGCCUGUGAGAGAAAGCUCUGCAUUCAAUGAGGCAGUCCUAUCAUCAUCUUCAUCCUCUUCUACAUCUUCAUCCUCAUCUGCAGCACUGGGUUCAGUUUCAUCUUUAAACAAUAAUCAGGUGCAGCCCGUGGUGAGGCCAGUCGUGCCAGCAGAGGCCACUCCUAUUGAGCCACGCUGUAACCUCAGCUUAGACCAAGGCAACUGCAGAAACUAUAUCAUCAGCUGGUACUAUGACAAGCAGGCCAAUGCCUGUGCACAGUUUUGGUACGGCGGCUGCGCUGGAAAUGACAACCGUUUCGAAACAGAGGAUGAAUGCAAGAAGACUUGUGUUCUAUUCAGAACAGGAUAA